Schistocerca piceifrons (Central American locust) is the source of this 1086-nucleotide messenger RNA. Its product is annotated as molybdenum cofactor biosynthesis protein 1-like. Gene Ontology annotation, molecular function: 4 iron, 4 sulfur cluster binding; GTP 3',8'-cyclase activity; cyclic pyranopterin monophosphate synthase activity. The record is from RefSeq and is a predicted model, not a curated record. Gene Ontology annotation, biological process: Mo-molybdopterin cofactor biosynthetic process. Lineage: Eukaryota; Metazoa; Arthropoda; Insecta; Orthoptera; Acrididae. The transcript is spliced from 7 exons. The coding region runs from base 1 to 1086 and encodes 361 amino acids.
AUGACUUUCUUUCUUCUGUUUAUAAUUGUAAUAGAUGUUGGACACUUUGACUCCAAGUAUGUUAUACAGAAACGCAGUGAUUUUUUACAAAAGGCAAAACUAUGUGUUCGAAGAAUUGUGGAGAGGAGGAUAUUUACCAGUGGUAAAGAUGAAAUUGGGUUGAUUGUACUUGGUUCUGACAAGACACAGAAUCCACUUGAUUACCCAAAUGUGAGUGUGGAAUUUCCUCUUGCACUGCCUACAUGGCAGAUGAUAUCCUUUGUGGAGAAAUCUUUACAUGAAAGUGAAAUAAAGGCAGAUUGGAUAGAUGGUGUUGUUGUUGGCAUGCAAGUCUUGAAAGAUGAGCUAGAAUUUGCUGUGUACCAUACAAGGAACUGGUUUCCACUAGUUCACUCGAUCAGCUGCCAAGUUCUCACCUUCCUCCAAAUAAAUUGUGUUGUAAUGCGAGGUUUUAAUGAAGAUGAAGUGUGCAGUUUUGUGGAGUUAACAAAAGAGGAAAAUGUUGAUGUAAGAUUUAUUGAGUACAUGCCUUUCAGCGGCAACAAAUGGAAUGAUGGGAAGAUGGUCUCAUUUAAUGAAAUGCUCCAAAUAAUUAGAAAGCAGUGGCCUAAUUUUGAUCCUCUUCCCAAUGGGCCCAAUGAUACCUCAAAGGCAUACCAUGUCCCGGGCUUCAAGGGAUGCGUGGGAUUUAUUACCUCAAUGAGUGAACACUUCUGUGGCACAUGCAACCAUUUACGGAUAACAGCUGAUGGCAAUUUGGAGGUGUGUCUCUUUGGGAAUUCAGAGAUAUCUCUCAGAGAUGCAAUACGAAGCAAAUGCAGUGAGGAUGACUUGCUUGCCAUGAUUGGGGCAGCAGUGAGAAGAAAGAAGAAACAACAUGCAGGAAAGGAGCAAGAAUUCCUCGGAAGUAAUGGCCGGCAGGAUCGUUUCAAGAAGCGGCAUGGCAUCCAUGAAAUUGCCAUCAGUGCCAAAUCAUUAUCUGGGGAUGAAGCUGCUAUGCUGAUUUUAAGAAGAAACUGCACACAAUCAUUGACAAAGGAGGUUAUACUGGCAAUCAACUUUACAAAUGUGAUGAAAUUGGGUUGA